Molecule: messenger RNA, 2014 nt
Organism: Rubroshorea leprosula
Lineage: Eukaryota; Viridiplantae; Streptophyta; Magnoliopsida; Malvales; Dipterocarpaceae
Source: the annotation of a GenBank genome assembly
AUCACUUUGACUGCCCCCCUUCAUCUUUAUCUUUGCAAUGCCGACGGCAUCCGGCACUCGACAGAGACGUUACGAGAGAGAGACAGACUGAUAAUUUUUUUUUUAGAGCGAGAAACGCAGAUAAAUUCAGUGUGGGAAUCCCGAGAGAAGGAAAAUGGGGUUGGUUUCGGGGAUUUUUAUGGGGAUGUUGUUCGGGAUCGGAUUGAUGGCUGGCUGGCAAUACAUGAUGAAGCAUCGAAGCCGUAAGCGAAUCGCAAAGGCUGUUGAUAUUAAACUUCUUGGGUCCCUUAACAGGGAAGAUCUGAAGAAAAUAUGUGGGGAUAACUUUCCUGAAUGGAUAUCGUUUCCGGUCUAUGAACAGGUGAAAUGGUUGAACAAGCAGUUAAGCAAAUUAUGGCCAUUUGUUGCUGAGGCAGCAACCCUGGUGAUAAGAGAAUCUGUUGAACCACUCUUGGAACAAUACCGACCUCCAGGAAUUACUUCAUUAAAGUUUAACAAAUUGUCUCUUGGUAAUGUGGCACCCAAGAUUGAAGGUAUUCGUGUUCAGAGCCUUAAGCAAGGUCAAAUUACCAUGGAUAUUGAUUUCCGGUGGGGUGGUGAUCCAAGCAUCAUUUUAGGAGUUGAGGCUGCACUUGUUGCUUCAAUACCCAUUCAGCUGAAGGAUCUUCAAGUUUUCACUGUUGCCCGUGUCAUCUUCCAGCUUGCUGAAGAGAUACCUUGCAUUUCUGCUGUUGUUGUUGCUCUACUUUCUGAGCCAAAGCCUAGAAUUGACUAUACUCUGAAAGCUGUUGGUGGAAGCUUGACUGCCAUCCCUGGACUUUCGGAUAUGAUUGAUGAUACAGUAAAUUCUAUUGUUACAGAUAUGCUUCAGUGGCCACAUAGGAUUGUUGUUCCUCUUGGUGGUAUCCCUGUUGAUACAAGUGAAUUAGAGCUUAAACCACAGGGAAAGCUGACUGUCACGGUAGUCAAGGCAAAUGAUUUAAAGAACUUGGAAAUGAUUGGAAAAUCAGAUCCUUAUGCAGUUGUGUACAUUCGGCCACUCUUUAAGGUUAAAACCAAAGUUAUUGACAACAAUCUCAAUCCUGUUUGGGAUCAAACGUUUGUGUUGAUCGCAGAAGACAAGGAGACACAGUCACUUACUAUCGAGGUUUUCGACCAGGACAUUGGGCAAGACAAGAAGUUAGGAAUAGUGAAACUACCUCUGAUUGGUCUGGAGCCCAACAACUUAAAGGAGGUUGAGUUAAGACUUCUAUCCUCCCUUGAUACACUCAAAGUAAAAGAUAAAAGGGACAGAGGAACCAUUACCCUUAAGGUAUUGUACCAUGAAUUUAACAAGGAAGAACAGUUGGCUGCUCUGGAAGAAGAGAAGAGGAUCUUAGAGGAAAGAAAGAAACUGAAAGAGGCAGGAGUUAUAGGAAGCACAAUGGAUGCACUUGACGGAGCAGCUUCACUGGUGGGCUCAGGCGUUGGAUUGGUUGGUAGCGGUAUUGUUGGUGGAGUCGGGCUGGUGGGAACAGGCAUCGGUGCUGGAGUUGGAAUUGUGGGAACUGGAGUUGGUGCUGGGGUUGGGAUGGUAGGAAGCGGGCUUGGAGCUGUAGGUAGUGGGCUGACCAAAGCCGGAAAGUUCAUGGGCAGGACCAUCACUGGCCACCAUGGCAAGAGAAAUGGAUCGGGCUCCUCCACCCCAGUUAACAGUGUCCAAGAAAAUGGAGGUGCAAAGCCAGUUUCGGGCUAAAACUACGUAAAAGUAUAUGACGUGAAUUAAAUUUAGCCCUCAGUUUGUAGUCUAUAUAGUGAUUAUACACUGCUAUCCUUUCUGCUAGUUUGGAAAUUGGAUUGCAUAAAUAAUACUUAUCUUAAACUCAAACAUGCAGGUUUUAGACUUUAGUUCUGAAUUUACUUAAUUUCUGUGACUGAACAGAUGGAGCAUAUCGUAAUAUCUUGGUGUUGUACAUAAUCUUUCUUAAUUUUUUUAUUUUUAUUUUGAGUUGUAUAAUAAAAAAUAAUUUAUUUU